ACGACACCCCCCCCGUGUUGUUUAUUAUCGCGAGAUCAGAGCACGGGAUUUGUGAAGGCCGGGGUUUUUAUUCAUCCUUCCGAGGUUAGAAAAUGACCACUCCGGAUGUACGGCUCAACCAUACAAUCUACAUCAACAACUUGAAUGAGAAAAUCAAGAAAGAUGAGUUGAAAAAGUCGUUGUACGCCAUCUUCUCGCAGUUCGGACAGAUUUUGGACAUCUUGGUUGCACGAAACCUAAAGAUGAAGGGGCAGGCCUUUGUUAUUUUCAAAGAGGUUAACAGCGCUUCCAAUGCUCUGAGAUCCAUGCAGGGAUUUCCUUUCUACGACAAACCCAUGCGUAUCCAGUAUGCCAAGCUGGACUCUGACAUCAUAGCUAAAAUGAAGGGGACUUAUGUGGAGCGUGACCGUAAAAAGGAGAAGAAGAAGGUCAAAGGAGCUGAUGCAGCUGGAGCUAAGAAGGGUGUACCUGGAGCUGCUGCACCCAUGGUUGCUGGGGUACCGACUGCCAUGCCUGGAAUGCCUCCCAUGAGCCAGGCUCCUCGUAUGAUGCACAUACCAGGCCAGCCGCCUUAUAUGCCCCCUCCUGGCAUGAUGCCUCCUCCGGGGAUGGCGCCUGGUCAGAUGCACCCUGGUGCCAUGCCUCCUGGCCAGAUGAUGCCCGGACAGAUGCCUGGACAAAUGCCCCAGCAGGUUGCAGAAAAUCCUCCCAAUCACAUCCUCUUCCUCACCAACCUGCCAGAGGAGACAAACGAACUCAUGCUCUCCAUGCUCUUCAACCAGUUCCCCGGGUUCAAGGAGGUGCGUCUGGUCCCAGGUCGCCACGACAUCGCCUUUGUGGAGUUUGAGAACGACGUACAGGCCGGCGCUGCACGAGACGCACUACAAGGCUUUAAGAUCACACAAGCGAACGCCAUGAAGAUCUCAUUCGCUAAGAAAUAAAACCUCCAGACUGCUAUUUUUCUUACAUACAUGCACAGGUCUUUUUUUUUUUUUUUUUUUAUGUACAGCAGUGACCUGAACUAAAAUGUUUUUAGAAAUUGGCAUUUGCUGUUCAGUGUAUUUUUUCCCCCCUUCGUCCAGGAUUACAUGUAAGUAUACAUUCUUUGCAUCAAGUUGCUGUGUUUUAUCGUUCCACACUGACAGAGCUCUUGACCUAAAAUAAUGGUCAGGUAAAUUUAUCGAGUUCUUUAUUCUGCUAAUCCUCCUUGUAACUCAAAUUCAUGAGCAACUUGACGUGUCUUCUGUAUUUUUUUAACUGUUUGUCAUUAAGCAUUGCACCCAGGGUCUGCUCUACCAGACAUUGUACCUGGAGCUUAUUUCUUUUCAUAAUUAAAAUACAUUUUCUUUGA
This is a messenger RNA of Sander lucioperca (pikeperch), 1351 nucleotides long. It is a transcript of the gene snrpa, whose product is annotated as small nuclear ribonucleoprotein polypeptide A. The transcript is spliced from 7 exons. Gene Ontology annotation, cellular component: U1 snRNP. Gene Ontology annotation, molecular function: U1 snRNA binding. Bases 93 to 941 code for a protein of 282 amino acids. Gene Ontology annotation, biological process: mRNA splicing, via spliceosome. The record is from RefSeq and is a predicted model, not a curated record. Lineage: Eukaryota; Metazoa; Chordata; Actinopteri; Perciformes; Percidae.